Molecule: messenger RNA, 544 nt
Organism: Nestor notabilis (Kea)
Lineage: Eukaryota; Metazoa; Chordata; Aves; Psittaciformes; Psittacidae
Product: zinc finger protein ZIC 2
Exons: 1
Biological process (GO): regulation of transcription by RNA polymerase II; central nervous system development
Cellular component (GO): nucleus
Molecular function (GO): DNA-binding transcription factor activity, RNA polymerase II-specific; RNA polymerase II cis-regulatory region sequence-specific DNA binding
Source: RefSeq, a predicted model, not a curated record
UCUCAAAACGUCCUCAACGGGCAAAUGCGCCUGGGCUUGCCGGGGGAAGUGUUCGCCCGGUCGGAUCAGUACCGCCAGGUCUCCAGCCCCAGGACUGACCCGUACUCGGCGGCUCAGCUGCACAACCAGUACGGCCCCAUGAAUAUGAAUAUGGGCAUGAACAUGGCAGCCCACCACCAUCACCACCCAGGUGCCUUUUUCCGCUACAUGCGGCAGCAGUGCAUCAAGCAAGAGCUCAUCUGCAAGUGGAUCGACCCCGAGCAGCUGAACAACCCCAAAAAAAGUUGCAAUAAAACUUUCAGCACCAUGCACGAGUUGGUCACCCACGUCUCGGUGGAGCACGUUGGGGGACCCGAGCAGAGCAACCACGUCUGCUACUGGGAGGAGUGUCCCCGGGAAGGCAAACCCUUCAAAGCCAAAUACAAACUGGUCAAUCAUAUCCGAGUGCAUACGGGAGAGAAACCCUUCCCCUGCCCCUUCCCCGGCUGCGGAAAAGUUUUCGCCAGAUCAGAAAACCUCAAAAUUCACAAAAGGACGCAUACAG